AUGGGUAGAACAAGUGUUGCGUCACCCAUCUGCUCGUCCAUCCACAUCCUGAGCUCAAACUGCCAGCUACUUUUGUCCAGGGACUGGCGGGGAGAGGUGCCGUCUGAAUGCUUGAAACGAUUAAUACAGGAUCUUGCGAACAAUUUAGAGAACUCUGUCUCCGCUCCAAUCGUUGCCGAUAGUCAAUCUGAUCUUCGUCUCAUGUUCGUUCCGCACAACGAUUUAAUUAUCGCAUGCGUUGCGGCAAGCAGCGCCGACAUCGGGACUGUUUUUACUUUCCUCCACAGACUAGUAGGCAUAUUCUGUGCAUAUUUUGAGUCUUUCAUGGAAGAAUCUGUGCGUGAUAAUUUCGUUAUCAUAUAUGAGCUACUCGAUGAGGUUGUCGAUAACGGUUAUCCUCAGCUUACAGAACCUGCAGUCCUUGGGGAGUUCAUCAAAAUCCGUGCUCACCGUCUUGAGGCACCAAGCCUGCCUUCAGCUGCUACCAAUACAAUUUCAUGGCGAAAGAACGGGAUUUUUUACAAAAAGAACGAAGUCUUCUUAGAUGUUAUUGAGAGAUGCAGCUUAUUAGUCGAUGGAAAUGGAAAGGAAACGCAUUCACAACUUACAGGGACUCUUACUGUACGCUCUCAGUUGUCUGGCCUACCAGUGUGUCAGCUCAGUCUCAACGAACGAGCUACACGGAAAGCCUUCGACUCUUCGCCAAGUGGUCAUGGGUUUCUUGAGGAUAUGACUUUCCAUCCUUGCGUCGAUCUGGCGACGUUCAGGAUGAAACACCUCCUGUGCUUUACUCCGCCUGAUGGAAAAUUUGACCUCAUGACAUACCGCACGCUCCACCCUGCAAAGCCACUCAUCAAUAUCAAUGCGACAAUGUCAUCGACAAACUCCAGCAGAAUAGAGUAUGCUGUCAGUCUUUCGACUCUCUUUAAAGAACAAAAUAUUGCUAGUAACAUUCAGGUUGAGAUUCCUGUGAGCCCUGAUACAACUUCUCCAGAAAUUCAGUGUAGCUGUGGCACUGUUGUGUACGAUCCCGAGAAAGAUGCACUUUUGUGGACGCUUCGAAAUAUCAAGGGUAAACGAGAAUUCAAGUUACAGGCUAAACUAUGCGUACCAUCCACUGGAAUUGUAACUCAGUCUCCUGGAAUGACUCCGGUGAGAGUUACUUUUGAGAUUCCUUACAAUACAGCGAGUGGCUUGCAGGUAAAAUAUCUCAAGGUUGUAGAAAAAGAUGGCUAUAGUGCUUUGCCUUGGGUACGUUACAUAACACGCUCAAACGGUUAUGAAUUCCGAUUCAGAAAAUGA
Messenger RNA from Ostreococcus lucimarinus CCE9901, 1302 nucleotides. It is a transcript of the gene Apm1, whose product is annotated as clathrin adaptor medium subunit, putative. The transcript has a single exon. The record is from RefSeq and is a predicted model, not a curated record. Bases 1 to 1302 code for a protein of 433 amino acids. Gene Ontology annotation, biological process: intracellular protein transport; vesicle-mediated transport. Gene Ontology annotation, cellular component: cytoplasmic vesicle; clathrin adaptor complex. NCBI's taxonomy places the organism in Eukaryota, Viridiplantae, Chlorophyta, Mamiellophyceae, Mamiellales, Bathycoccaceae.